AUGCUCGCCGCCAGAAACUUCUCUGCUGCUCGCCAGUGCCUGCGGUCCGUCCGUGUGACCCCCAGCUUCGUGGCCCCCAUCUCGCAGAUCCGUGGCUUCGCUGCUCCCGCCGACGAUGCCGUCGCCAAGUUCAAGGGCCAGAAGGGUUCUGAUGGCAAAUACACUGUCACUAUGAUUGAGGGUGAUGGUAUCGGUCCUGAGAUCGCUCAGUCCGUGAAGGAUAUUUUCGAGGCCGCCAAGGCCCCCAUCAAGUGGGAGCCCGUCGAUGUCGGUCCCAUUCUGAAGGACGGCAAGACCGCCAUUCCCGACGAUGCCAUUGCUAGCGUCAAGAAGAACUACGUUGCCCUCAAGGGUCCCCUGGCUACCCCCGUCGGAAAGGGUCACGUCUCCCUGAACCUGACUCUGCGCCGUACCUUCAACCUGUUCGCCAACGUCCGUCCCUGCCGCUCCAUCGCCGGCUACAAGACCCCCUACGACGGUGUCGACACUGUCCUGAUUCGUGAGAACACCGAGGGUGAAUACUCCGGUAUCGAGCACGUUGUUGUCGACGGUGUUGUGCAGAGCAUCAAGCUCAUCACCAAGGAGGCCUCCGAGCGCGUCCUGCGUUUCGCUUUCCAGUACGCCGAGUCCAUCAACAAGAAGAAGGUCCGUGUUGUGCACAAGGCUACUAUCAUGAAGAUGUCCGACGGUCUGUUCCUCAACACUGCCCGCGACAUCUCCAAGGACUUCCCCGGUGUUGAGUUCGACGCUGAGCUGCUGGACAACUCGUGCCUGAAGAUCGUCACCGACCCCACCCCCUACAACGACAAGGUCCUUGUCAUGCCCAACCUGUACGGUGACAUUCUGUCCGACAUGUGCGCCGGUCUGAUCGGUGGUCUUGGUCUCACCCCCUCCGGUAACAUUGGUGACGAGUGCUCUAUCUUCGAGGCCGUCCACGGUUCCGCCCCCGAUAUUGCUGGCCAGGGUCUUGCCAACCCAACUGCCCUGCUCCUGAGCAGUAUCAUGAUGCUGCAGCACAUGGGUCUCCACGACCACGCCAACCGCAUCCAGAAGGCUAUCUUCGACACCCUGGCUGAGGGCAAGGCCCUUACUGGUGACCUUGGUGGUAAGGCCAAGACCCACGAGUACGCUGAUGCCAUCAUGAAGCGUCUGUAAGCUUGUCGCUACUCGGAAUUUUUGUACUAUGACCCUUUGAUCUAUUUUCUGU
Penicillium waksmanii is the source of this 1207-nucleotide messenger RNA. RefSeq names its product isocitrate dehydrogenase (NAD(+)) IDH2. Gene Ontology annotation, cellular component: mitochondrion. Gene Ontology annotation, biological process: tricarboxylic acid cycle; isocitrate metabolic process. The transcript has 6 exons. Gene Ontology annotation, molecular function: magnesium ion binding; isocitrate dehydrogenase (NAD+) activity; NAD binding. The record is from RefSeq and is a predicted model, not a curated record. Lineage: Eukaryota; Fungi; Ascomycota; Eurotiomycetes; Eurotiales; Aspergillaceae. The coding region runs from base 1 to 1155 and encodes 384 amino acids.